AAAUGCUAACUGUCACUGAAAUCUGAUGCCUUGGUUUUGCCUCUACCUCUCAUCUUUGACAGCGAGAUGCAGACCCUAUGGGUCCUGGCAGCAUCGCUCGCAGUGCUUUUCAUUGUAAAGAAGCUGUUAGAAUUUCAGAAUACUGUCAAAUCUAUUCAAAAUCAUCCAGGAUUCCGUAACGUACUUAGCCCAAGUGGCCUAUUUUCCUUCCUACCUCGGAUCCGUGGUAUAUCUCUUGGUCGCAGCAUCAUCGCAGAUAGGUAUGCGCCCUACGAACAGUUUGGCGUCGACAUAGUUAGCUCUGUGUUUGCAAUUCCUACUACGAAGCCACAUUAUUUCAUUGCGGAUGCAACCGUAAUCAAGGAAAUCAUGACAGCCCGGAUUAAGUUUCCGAAGCCUAUUAGUCUGUACAAAUUGCUGCUAUUCUUUGGCCCCAAUAUUGUCGCUUCUGAACGCGACGAGUGGAAGCGGUAUAGGAAGGUGUCCGCUCCUGCCUUCACAGAGCCGAACAACAAAUUAGUGUGGGAUGAAACGGUACACGUUGUGAAAGACCUCUUCGACAACGUCUGGGAGAAUCGUAAAGAGGUUAUUUAUGAACACGCUUUGGAUAUUACUAUGCCCCUUGCGCUUUUUGUCAUAGGCGCAGCUGGAUUCGGCAGACGCAUCGGAUGGAAUGACGAAAUGGUUGCACCACCCGGGCACAAACUGACUUUCAAGGACACUCUUGAUAUUGUCUCUCGUGGCGUCCUUCUCAAGGCUGCGCUUCCAACUUGGGCUUUAUACGCAACAAAGCGGACUAGAGCUGUUAAGAUUGCAUUUGAAGAGCUUGAGCUUUACAUGAUGGAUAUGAUCAAUUCUCGGAGGUCGUCUGAGAAAAAGGAAGAUAGGGAUGACCUGCUUACUAGUCUCUUGGAUGCUAGUGAAGGUGACUUCGAUGGAUUUGCGAAGCUCACCGACCGAGAGUUACUCGGUAACAUUUUCAUUUUCCUAAUCGCCGGCCACGAGACCACUGCGCACACACUUUGUUUUGCGUUAGCUCUAUUAGCUCUGUACCAGGAUGAACAGGAACGGUUGUACGGGGAACUUAUGAAGGCUUUCCCAGACGGUCGGACGCCGACGUAUGAAGACAUAAAUAAACUGACAUAUGUCGAGUGUGUACUAAAUGAGACCCUGCGCAUGUUCCCUCCUGCAUCUAAUAUCCCGAAGUUUGCUGCAGAAGAUAGCAGCUUCGUCACCACGAACGCCGCCGGCGAGAAAGUUGUCGUUCCCGUACCUGCUGGAACUGGCUUGUCGCUGCACGUCAGUGCACUGCACUACAAUCCUCGUUACUGGAGCGAACCAUAUGCAUUCAAACCUGCACGAUUCCUCGAGGAUUGGCCGAGGGAUGCUUUUAUUCCUUUCAGCGGAGGUGUUAGAUCGUGUCUGGGUCGGAGGUUUGCGGAGUUGGAGAGUCUGGUUUUCCUCUCAAUGCUUGUCAUGCAAUACAAAUUUAUCGUCAAACCCGAACCUCAGUUCGCGAAUGAGACUUUUGAACAGAGAAAGGAGCGCAUUCUUAAAUUCACGCAGGGCAUUACUCUUACACCUGUGCGAGUACCGCUGGUCUUUACUAGGAGAGACUGAGGAUCUCUCCGGUAUUCAGUACGCUAUACCUCAUGAUCAUACUGGGAUACCCUAUAACACAAAUUCUUUGGCCUAUCGUGAAUAUAUUCACUCUGAAACAUCAAACAAUAUUGAAGGAUCGGUUUCAUAAACGACACCGCCCUAG
Messenger RNA from Somion occarium, 1765 nucleotides. Lineage: Eukaryota; Fungi; Basidiomycota; Agaricomycetes; Polyporales; Cerrenaceae. The record is from the annotation of a GenBank genome assembly.